GCAACUUGGGAGAAAUACCUCCACAGUCGGACCGGAGGAGCGCGCAUGUGUCCAUCUGCUGAGGCGCGUCCAGGCGGUCAGAUCCACGCUUUGAUGAGGGAGUGAAUGAGCCAGAAGCACCGCUCGCUGUCGCUUUGCAGCCGUAAACAGGAAAGUCAUGGAUUUUAGGAGAACACGUCUCCCCGUUGUCAUUUUGUUAAUAAGCAGCGCCUGGCAGACUUUCUCUGACACAAUUGAUGAGGAGAACUUCUCAGAUGACUUUCUGGCCCACAUGGAAGAUGACAACCAGCUUACCUCUUGUGAUUUUGAGUCGUUGUGCUAUUGGACUUUCACAUACAACAACACUCACAGCGACUGGUCAGUGGUUUCACCUCAGCAGCUCAAAGGCACUGAGGCCAGGACAAUGCCUGCAGUGGAUCACUCAUUGGGACAAUCUGAUGGGCACUUUCUUCUUCUGACCUCAACUGAUGCUGGGAAAUGUGAACACCAAAUAAUAAGUCCGGUCCUGCCUGGAAGCAACAGACAGUGCGUUCUGCAGGUGGCUCUCUAUGAGGCCGGGCCGACCGUGGGUAACCUGUCCGUCUUGAUCAAACCAGUUCUGUCAGAGUUGGUCGUCCACUCGGAGGUCCUCAACCACAGCAGUCCAGACACCCACAGGAAUGAGUGGCAGGUUCAUAGGGCUGAGAUUGGUCAGAUGGAUGAACCGUUUCAAGUGACGCUGCUCUACACUUACUGCUCCGGUGAAGGCGGAGUCAGUGUGGCGCUGGACUCCCUGGAUUUUAUAGACUGUGUGUCAGAUGAUGAGUCCGAGGACCUGAAUGUCGCGUGUGGAGAAUCUUUUCAGUGUGUGAACUCGGACGUUUGCAUCGCUCAGAGCCAAGUGUGUAACUUCCAUACCGACUGUCCGCUGGGAGAGGACGAGGGCUCCAUCUGUGACGCUCUUCCAUUUGGCUCGUAUUGCUCGUUUGAGUCGGAUUCCUGCGGCUGGUCAGCGUCCAGCCAGCGCUCGGGAUGGAGGAGAGUCGCUGGAGAUGAGCUUCUGGGCAAACAAGACAUGCAGGGCGUCACUCUUCAGCGCACACCAGGGCACUUCUUGUACCUGCAGGUUAAAGAGAGUGAUUCCUUUCAAGAAGCGUCCUUUCAGAGCUCCUUUUUCCCGCCUCCGAUCUCCCCUAGUGCAUGCCAGAUGCGUUUCUCUCUGUACGUGUACGGAACAUUUCAUGGCUCUGUGCAAGUUGCCAUCGUGGAAAAUGGGAAUACUGAUGCAUCUCUUGUCUGGGCGAGACAAGACCCGUCGACAGAUGACUGGAGAGCAGUUGGACUGGUGCUGACUGGCCUUCAUCAUCGGUUCCAGGUCCAUGUAAAAGCCACGUGGGGAGAAGGCUCCAGCGCGGAUCUCGCUUUGGAUAACAUCGCCAUCGGAGCGGCCUGCUUCAGCGCAGAUGUCAACUCGCUGCUGCAAAUGCCCGACUUUGAUUUCCUGAGCCCUCUUCCUGAGCCUUCAGUCACAGAGGUCUCUCUGAUGACGUGGUGGUUUAACUCAUGCGGUGCCAGCGGGCCCCACGGCCCGACCCAGGCCCAGUGCGACAGCACCUACAGGAACAAAAACGUCAGCGUCACUGUGGGGAAGGAGGGACCGUUGAAAGGAGUCCAAAUGUGGAAGGUCCCUGCUACCAACCGAUACCUCAUCUCAGCGUAUGGGGCCGCAGGAGGAAAAGGUGCCAAGAACCACAACAAGCGCAACCACGGAGUGUUUAUCUCUGCCAUAUUUCCACUGGAAAAAGGAGAAAUACUCCACAUCCUGGUGGGACACCAGGGAGAGGACGCCUGCCCCGGGAGAAAUCCACACACACAGAAAAUCUGUCUGGGAGAGUCGUCUGUGAUCGAAGACCGCCGCAGGUCUGAGACCGGUGCAGAGCGAGCAGGAGGAGGCGGCGGCGGGGGAGGAGCCACUUACAUCUUCAAGAUGGAGGGUGGUGAGCUGGUUCCCUUGCUGAUUGCAGCUGGUGGGGGAGGAAAUGCCUACCUGGAGGACCCAGAGUCUAGUCUGGACCAGAUGCCUCUGGAGCAGUUUGAGAACAGCACCACAGCUCGUGGUACCAACGGUCUGACCGGCGCAGCAGGUGGAGGUGGUGGUUGGAAGGACAGCCCCAGUCCUCAUCUGAGCGCCGGCAGGUCUCUGGUGGAAGGGGCAGUGGGGGGGUCUUCAUGCCCCCUGGCUCUGUCUAAGCUCAGCUGGUCAACUUUCGGGGGGUUCGGUGGUGGAGGCGGAGCCUGCACAGCAGGAGGUGGUGGAGGAGGAUACAGAGGAGGCGAUGCUGCGCUGACAGACGAUUUCACAGCCGACGGGCAGAACGGUGUUUCAUUCAUACAUCCGAUGGGAGAAAUUUUCUUACAGCCUCUGGCAGCCAUGGAGGGUCACGGCGAGUGCGAGAUCAAGGUGCAGCUGAACUGCAGCCACUGUCAGACGCAGAGCUGCAAACGAGAAGAGGACACGCACCUCAUCCUUUGUCUCUGCGACGAUGACGAAUUCCUCGCCGCCGACAACAUAACCUGCGUUCCUGCUGCCGCUCCGUGGAGCCCCGUCCCUCCGGGCCAGCUGUCCACGUCGUUGAUCCUGGCUGUCGUGGUGUCCAUCGUCGUGAGCGGCGUUGCUUUGGUCUGCGCCGGCGUCAUCCUCAUGUGGUACCGCAGGAAGAACGACCUGCACGCGGUGAGGCGGCGUCUGCAGAGUCCGGAGUACAAGCUGAGCAAGAUCCGCUCCUCCACCAUCAUGACCGACUACAACCCCAACUACUGCUUUGCGGGCAAGGCGGCCUCGCUCAGCGAUCUAAAGGAGGUUCCACGCAAGAACAUCACCCUCCUCAGGGCUCUCGGCCAUGGUGCGUUCGGUGAAGUCUACGAGGGACAGAUUCUGGGGAUGAGCGCUGAUGGCAGCCCCAUGCAGGUGGCCAUAAAGACCCUUCCAGAAAUCUGCUCCGAGCAGGAUGAAAUGGAUUUCCUGAUGGAGGCUCUGAUUAUGAGCAAGUUCAGCCACCUGAACAUCGUCCGCUGUGUCGGCGUCAGUCUGAACAUCGUGCCUCGCUUCAUCUUGCUGGAGCUGAUGACCGGAGGAGACAUGAAAAGCUUUCUGAGGCAGAACAGGCCACGAGCGGGCCAGACCUCUUCUCUCGUCAUGCGGGACCUGCUGCAGAUGGCCAGAGACAUCGCCUGCGGCUGUCGAUACCUGGAGGAGAACCAGUUCAUCCACAGAGACAUUGCUGCCAGAAAUUGCCUGCUUACCUGCCCUGGACCAGACAGAGUGGCUAAGAUCGGAGACUUUGGCAUGGCUCGAGACAUUUACAGGGCCAGUUAUUACCGGAAAGGAGGUCGGGCCAUGCUGCCAGUCAAAUGGAUGCCGCCAGAGGCCUUCAUGGAGGGCAUCUUCACCUGCAAGACUGACACCUGGUCAUUUGGAGUCCUUCUCUGGGAAAUCCUCUCCCUGGGCUACAUGCCUUACCCUUGCAAAACCAACCAGGAGGUUCUGGAGUUUGUCACUGGCGGAGGGAGAAUGGAUCCCCCGAAAGGCUGCCCAGGACCUGUCUAUCGACUCAUGACCCAGUGUUGGCAGCACUGUCCCGAUCACCGGCCCAAUUUCGCCACUAUCCUGGAGAGAAUCAACUAUUGCACUCAGGACCCUGAUGUGAUAAACACCACUCUCCCGGUUGAAUAUGGCCCCAAUACAGAGGAGGGUGGAGGCUCCGUGUUGCGCACCGCUGCCCCCGCCUCAACGAGUCUCACUCCUUUACUGGUGUCACGCCCCGUCUGCAAAGAUUCCCCGUCCCAGCUCGGUUUCUCCCCCAAGGGCUUCAUUCCCCCCGCCCCUCCCCCACAGCCCACCAAGCCCCGCCUCCUGCUACAGAGAACCCAACCUGUCCAUCAAGAAGUGACGUCCUGGUGUGAGGUGCUGGAGCCGUCCUGGGCUGAAACCGUUCCUGCGCCCAGUCUGUCAGCCGGAGCAAACUCUGUGCAUCCUGAGCCUCCUGCUCACCGGCCCUGCUCCAGGAACAGCUCCUCCUCCGGGAGCCAAAGGCUGAAAAACAAGACCAAGAACCUCUGGAACCCAACAUAUGGUUCCUGGGUGCUGGAAAGCUUCCGGGCGAAGAAGACGCUGGCUCAGACCCGGUCCAUGCCGCUCUCAAGUCCCACCUCCAACCCCCAGCCUUGCAACUCGCCUGCAGACAGCAACAAAGCUGCCUGUGACGGAACCAGCAGCACCUACCUCAGCCCGGCUUUACCUCCAGCCUGCCAGGCUCAGGCGGCCCCGUCCGCCCCCUCCCACAAGGCCUCAGCUGGCGGCGCCACUAAAGCAGGGAUGGACCUGGCUAAACUGCAGAGCUUCCCCUGUGGUAAUGUCAACUACGGCUACGACGAGCAGAGCUACGAGGCGGAGAGCUUGCCCCUGGUGAAGCCCAAAGUCUCAGAGGCAGGCGGCGGCCCGCCGAGCGUUUCGCCGGGGACCGGCCUGGGUCUGGCGCUGGGGUUCAGCGCCGCCUCAGCCUGUGUGCCCAAACUUCUGCUGAAACGCCACGCCAGCUACGGACACGAGGACGUGAGGAGACACGUGAAAACAGAGAAGCUCAGCCGUGACCGGGACUCUGGCUUUUCUCUGUCCGAGGACCUGAGUGUCGCCCACGUCUAGAAAUCGGCAGAGACGUCGGUUCUGGUUGAAUUUGUCGGCUGGAUGAAGGAGCUGCGUAGCAAAAGAUCAUGUGACUGCACCCCCUGAAAUGCUGGAAAACUCAAUGAAAUGCUGAUAUUCACACAAACUCUCCUCUGUAUGUUACUACAGAGUCUUUGCUGUGCUCGGCACCUUCUCCUGGGCGCCCGGUACAGAGGUAGCUAAACACUGAUGCUGAAGUACUUUCUCUGCUCCCUAGUCAUCCUGCUUUUGCUUCAUGACAGCUUUGGCAAAAGUGUGUUUAAAUUAACAAUAUGUGUACGACCUCAACAGCUUUUAGGUCGAGGAGUUUCAAAGAAGCUGGUUUAUAAAAUGUGUCAAAAAGGCUAAAAUGUGGCACCGACUUCACAUCAUGGUGCUGCAAAUUGCACCUACGGUGAAAAACAGUAAAAACAAAACAGAUUCCAGGCAGUAUUUAUCAAAUUAAGAUGAAAGUAUGUACAAAAACACGAGUUUUGAAUUGAAAUGGUUUGGUUUUCUUUUCCCAUUGCUUUAUAUUGGCACCCAUAAUUACCUAUUGAGAACGUUUAGUUUUCAUUUCUGUAAAUCCAAACCAGAUCUCUUCUUAUUUUUACCUUUUUAUUUUGUUAAUUCUUGUGUAUGAUGUUUUGUUUUGCUGCAUUCAUUUCUCUACUUCUGGACAGAUGCUGCGAGUUGCAGCUUUUUGACGUGGCUCACAUCUUCUCCUGAGAUAUAUCUACUGAUAUUUUUGUUCCGUCAAUAUUUUAGAUGAUGCUUUGAUCAGGAAGACUGGAAUUUAUGAAAGCAAGACUCUGCCAAAGCAAGCUCAGAUCUGGACCUGGGGUUGUUGAUAUAGUGACGUUCCUCCUGUUAUUACCUCUUUGACUGUAAAGUCUGUCCAGCUCCGGUCAGCAGUUUACAUCCACUCACCAUUAACAGGGAUGCCAAAUUAAUUCUGGGCUUCUACUUUCUGACAUAAAACUGUAAUUAUGUAGAAAAAAAAUCCUGUGUACAUAUUUGAUUUUAUUCUGGGUUUUCUUAUUUCUCACAGGAUCUGAUUUGCACAUUCAGGCUUAGAUUCAGCUUUUUUUUUUUAAGUUGAAUAGGAAGUUUUUUAUUUUAUUUCAUAAUGCAUAAUUCUCUUAAUUUCUUGUUUGUGAUCUUGACUGAGUGCAGAUGGGAAUUUCUUUUUGCAGCCUAAAAAAGAUUUGUUAGAUAGCAUGAAUAGGACUCACCAUCAAUUGACUCACAGAUUAUCAGGGUUGGAUGUUUAGGAACUGUAAAAAUUACAGGAGGACCAGGGUCACCGUCCACAGCAAAGUCAGUUUAACACCACCACAUAUAGAGAGACUAACUCCUGCUCCACCUCGAUGCCCACAUGGACAAGAUAAAAGCCUUCUGGUGGAAGGUUUGAUAGGCGAGACAAAAAAUAUCCCUGGUGAGAAGCAAAAUGUUUGGAGGAGCCAAAGGGAGGCUUAAAAACCUAAGUACACCGUCGUCAAGCAUGGUGGUGGCAGCAUCAUGCUGUGGGACUAACAGUUUUACUGGUGCUUUGCAAAAACAAUGCCAAGCCAAUAUCUGGGUGGUCGAAACUAAUUGAACUGGUUCUUGGUUUAAGCUGCAUAUUUAAUCUUCAUUACGACCACAAAAAAAAA
Fundulus heteroclitus (mummichog) is the source of this 6336-nucleotide messenger RNA. RefSeq names its product leukocyte receptor tyrosine kinase (gene ltk). The coding region runs from base 158 to 4681 and encodes 1507 amino acids. Gene Ontology annotation, cellular component: signaling receptor complex; membrane. Gene Ontology annotation, biological process: cell surface receptor protein tyrosine kinase signaling pathway; protein phosphorylation; positive regulation of kinase activity. NCBI's taxonomy places the organism in Eukaryota, Metazoa, Chordata, Actinopteri, Cyprinodontiformes, Fundulidae. The record is from RefSeq and is a predicted model, not a curated record. Gene Ontology annotation, molecular function: ATP binding; protein binding; transmembrane receptor protein tyrosine kinase activity. The transcript is spliced from 29 exons.